AUGAUGAAACUAAAUGAUAAAAGUGAUGAUAAUAGUGAAACUGAUGAGAAUACUGCUAAUAUUAAUUUAACAUUUUCGUUAAAUAUCAAUUUUGAAGAUUAUUGUAGAAUCAUGUUAGAUGAUACCUUAAAUGACAAGAUGCAUCUGCCAACUACAGAAUGGCCAAAUGAUACUUAUUGUGAAUUUAUGGAAAUCAUCACUAAAUAUCAAUUGUCAAAUUCAUGUGGUGAUAGAUUAGUCAAACUAUUUAACUCUAUCAAGAAUGUUGAUAAAAAUUUAUUUCCAAAAAUUACCAAAGAAGGACGAAAAUUCCUUGAUAAUAGCGAUUUUCUUUAUAUGAAAUUUAAAAAAAUUCCCAUUACCAAAUUUGAAGAUGUUAAUUAUGAAUUUUAUUAUCAACCAAUAAUUAAUGGAAUUAAGACUUUACUUUUACAAACUGAUAUUAAUGAAGAAUUUGUUUUUUAA
Messenger RNA from Funneliformis geosporum, 465 nucleotides. Lineage: Eukaryota; Fungi; Glomeromycota; Glomeromycetes; Glomerales; Glomeraceae. The record is from the annotation of a GenBank genome assembly.